CUGGUUUUUAAGCUAUAGAAGGAGAAGGGAGAGGUGGAGGAGGGUGCGGUCUUCGAUGGAUCGACGGGCUGGAUGGUGCGCUUUAAGCGUCAAAAGGGGUUUGUGUCGCGACGACACACAACCUCAAGGACCUUGCCUUCCGAUGCUGCAGACACGUGCAGAGCUUUCAUUGGCGAAAUCCACAACGUCAUUGACAAGCAUAGCAUUUCCCCAGUUAACGUUUUCAAUAUGGAUCAAGUCCCGCAAUACUUCGAGACAGAGUCUUCAUCUACAAUCGUGAAGCGAGGGACACGUGAGGUGCUGAUGCGCAAAGCAAGCAGCUCGCACAAACGCUUCACGGCCACUUUCACCAUCUCCAUGACUGGUGAAAUGUUGAAGCCUCACCUUCUUUUCAUGAAGUUGAAGAACAAGCCAACAGUGGAAGGGCCGGUGGUUGUUGAUGUUAACAUGACGGGGAUGUGGAGUACGGACACGAUCAUCUCAUUCAUCAACGACGCAAUAACAUCAACGAAAGAGACGGGGUUUAGCCGUCGGCCUGUUCUUCUGAUCAUCGAUAGUUAUGGACCUCAUUUGAAGGUGGCUGAGAGUGAAAGGUUGAAGAAGAUGAACAUCCAUACCAAGACGGGCAAUACGAAGACCCCAACAUACCAUAUGGUUGCAGAUUGGGUUUGCAAAUGGGCGAAAACUAAGACAAAGGAGGAUAUCGCACACGCAUUUGCAAUGUGUGGUUUGGUGCGCAAGGAGGAUUUUUACGUGGAGAAGUUGCACCCGCCGCUGAGAGCAUUGUACAAUGAUGUGGUCGAAAUAGAUGACUGGAAUGAUGCGUAUGCGGAAGAGUUUGCUGAGGCACCAAUCCCUGUGAAUGUAGAUUUGCUCACUGCCCCGGAGUACUUCAUUCUUAAGGAUGUGAUUGACGGUCAGCCAAAUAGUUACUGGCAAUGCCUUCGUCGGACUGUGUUGGGUAAAGCGCCGUUUAUUACUUCUGUAGAGUUUCGGUCCAACACUGUAAACCACAUGAAGACCAUGGAAGUCCUUGCUGACAUCACAGAUGAUGCAUACUUUAUUGAUUUUGAGUCUGGUGCGAACCGUGAUGAGGAGUACAUAGCUUAUGUCAUCACUGAGAUCCAUACUGUGACUAUUCGCAUCCAAAGCAGGGAGGACUCAAGUUACCGGACUUUUGAGCAGCCGAACGCUAUGACUAUAAUUGAUCUUUUGCGUGUCGAUGGUUUCUAUGUGUUGAAGUUGUAGGACAGUUUGGAGUUGGAGCUUCCAGUUAGGGAAUUCGAAAGUUACAACAGCCAGAGAGUUGCUUGGGUUUGUGGAAAAAGACCUGCAGGCUCUUCAGCCUGUAGCUAAGCUUGAUGAUGCUUCCAGUAAAAUGGUUUGUUCUGG
Chara braunii is the source of this 1392-nucleotide messenger RNA. The record is from the annotation of a GenBank genome assembly. NCBI's taxonomy places the organism in Eukaryota, Viridiplantae, Streptophyta, Charophyceae, Charales, Characeae.